AUGAAUUCAAAUUCAUAUAUACCGGUCUCAAACUUUGUAGACCUUCUGAAUAGUCAGCAAGAGACUGUCUUUGGCUUUGUUCAAGACAGUGGUGAAGUUUCUUCCUCCCAAGUCUCUCUCUUUAGCAGUCAAGCAACGGAAGCAGAGACUCCUGGAGAGCGUAAGGAAAGGAGGUCUUGGACGCCUGUAGAUGAUGUUGCUCUCGUUAGCGCUUGGCUUAAAAUAAGCAAAGACCCAGUUGUAGGUAACGAGCAAAGAGCCGGUGCGUUCUGGAAAAGGGUUGCUGCAUACUUUGCGGUUAGUUCCAAGGUUGCAGGUUCUGAACCGAGAGAGUCAUCGCAUUGUAAGAACCGGUGGCAGAAGAUCAAUGACCAAGUGAACAAAUUUUGUGGAGCUUAUGACUCUGCAACAAGAGAGAAGAGUAGUGGCCAAAAUGAGAAUUCGUGA
Molecule: messenger RNA, 447 nt
Organism: Brassica oleracea var. oleracea
Lineage: Eukaryota; Viridiplantae; Streptophyta; Magnoliopsida; Brassicales; Brassicaceae
Product: glutathione S-transferase T3-like
Exons: 1
Coding region: 1-447 (148 amino acids)
Source: RefSeq, a predicted model, not a curated record